CUCGAUCGCAUCAAUAGGAGUAAUAUCGACAGCUGCACGAAGUGUUAUUGACUCCAGAUUCAAUUGGCAAAGAUAUAAUGGCGACUGCAAGCCCCUCCGACAUGGAGAAGCAACCUCUUCUCUCCUCGCAACAAGUCGCCACGUCCGACCCAACCUCAUCCGAAUCAGAGCCAACCCUCACCCAACUCCAGCAAGAAGUAUUCGCGGCACAACGCCGCUACAUGCAAGCCUGGUCACGCACGACCUCCGGACGAUGGCAUACACGGAUCAUGUGCGCCGUGACAGCGCUACUAUUCGCAUUUCUGAUUUUCUCCGUCGCCAUCAUCUCGCAAGACGCGUUGUCCGAUGACGAUACGUCUGGGCGAACGGGUCAUGUUGCGGGUGGCAAGGUCCGACUGGAGGCCCAUAUCAUGUCGAAAUGUCCCGAUGCGAGGGAUUGUCUGCGUGAUAUGAUAUUGCCUGUCAUGCAGAGGCCCGAGGUGCAAGGCAAGGUCGCGUUUCAAUUGUCGUAUAUCGGAAGCACAACGCCACACAACGACGGCGUCCUCUGCAAACACGGCCAGGGCGAAUGUCUCGGCAACAUAAUCGAACUAUGCGCCGCACGCUUAUACCCGGAUCCCAAGAUCUCGCUAGGCUUCACAAUGUGCCUGACACGUUCCUACACGGAGAUUCCCUCGCGGGACCUGAUCGAAGACUGCGCGCUCGAACACGGCAUCUCGAUCGCCGCGCUGGAUGAAUGUACCGUGGCGGACGACGGCGCGCGAGGCGUGAAUCUUCUCCAGAAGAGUUUCCAUCGGAGCGCUGAGGCGGGCGUGGGCAUUAGUUGUACGGUGAGGAUUAAUGAGCGCGUGAGAUGUGUGAGGGAUGAUGGGAUGUGGAAGGACUGUGAGGGGGGCCACGAGGUGGGGGAUUUGGUGAGGGAUAUCCUUGCCGCUGCGGAGGAGCAGGAGGAGAGGGAGGGCUGGUUCGCGGCGUGAUGAGAUCCGGCAGAGGACCUUUUCUUAAUUUUCAGUCCUGGGGAAGGGGUUUAUGGUUGAUUCUCAUGUCGUGUCCUUGUCGGAAUACUUUUGCUUAAAGUCUUGUAAUGAUCAUUAUGAACAAAAUUCAACAGCUUAUCACGGGUAU
Dissoconium aciculare CBS 342.82 is the source of this 1125-nucleotide messenger RNA. RefSeq lists its product as uncharacterized. Gene Ontology annotation, molecular function: oxidoreductase activity, acting on a sulfur group of donors, disulfide as acceptor. Lineage: Eukaryota; Fungi; Ascomycota; Dothideomycetes; Mycosphaerellales; Dissoconiaceae. The coding region runs from base 78 to 977 and encodes 299 amino acids. The transcript is spliced from 2 exons. The record is from RefSeq and is a predicted model, not a curated record.